Molecule: messenger RNA, 1788 nt
Organism: Pygocentrus nattereri (red-bellied piranha)
Lineage: Eukaryota; Metazoa; Chordata; Actinopteri; Characiformes; Serrasalmidae
Gene: unc93a
Product: unc-93 homolog A
Exons: 8
Coding region: 84-1493 (469 amino acids)
Source: RefSeq, a predicted model, not a curated record
UGUAAAUUCACAUGCACGUCAGCUGAACGUACCACAGCUGUGGCUUAACUCUCUCUGUGCUGCAGGACUUUCAGUCUGCCAACAUGAAAAACCGAAAUACCAAAAACAUUCUCGUGGUGUCUUUUGGAUUUUUGUUCUUGUUCACAGCCUACGGAGGAUUGCAGAGCCUACAGAGCAGUCUAAAUUAUGAAGAUGGUAUGGGUGUUAUAUCACUGAGUGUUCUCUAUGGAACCAUUAUUCUGUCCUCCAUGUUUCUGCCUCCCAUCAUGAUCAAAAAUCUGGGCUGCAAAUGGACCAUUUUUGUCUCAAUGGCCUGCUACAUAUCCUACUCUUUCGGCAACCUCUUCCCUGGCUGGGCAAGCUUGAUCACCACCUCUGCUAUUCUGGGUUUGGGAGGCUCUACGCUUUGGUCUGCGAAAUGCACCUACCUCACCAUAAGUGGAAACGACCAGGCAGAAAAAGAAAACAAGAAAGGCCAGGACGUCAUCAACCAGUACUUUGGCAUAUUCUUCCUCAUCUUUCAGUCAUCUGCCGUGUGGGGAAACCUCAUGUCAUCCCUCAUAUUUAGACAAGACUCUAACGUUGCUGAAAUCCCUGAGGAGAAUCUGCAGUACUGCGGUGCGGCCCUCUGUGACGAGAACUUCACAACUACAGGAAACAUCACCCUGCCAGAGCAGAACUUGGUCAACAUACUGAUGGGCUGCUAUAUUGGUGUGGGCGUUCUGGCCAUGGCCCUUAUCGCAAUCUUCCUGGAUAACAUUGACGGACAGGCAGCCAAGGAGUUUCGGAAGAACAAAGGAAGUCAAUCCUUCUGCAACACUUUUCUGGCCACCUUUAGGCUUUUGAAAGAUAAAAGGCAGUUAAUACUCAUUCCUUUGACCAUGUACAGUGGGUUUGAGCAAAGCUUUCUCUCUGGUGAAUAUACUAAGAACUAUGUGACCUGUGCUCUAGGAAUCCAUUUUGUUGGUUUUGUGAUGAUCUGCUUUGGUGCUGUGAACUCUUUGAGCUCCUACAUCUUCGGGAGGCUGGCUCAAUACACUGGGAGAACUGCCCUCUUUUGUCUGGCUGCCGUAAUAAACUUGAGCUCUGUGCUUGCCUUGCUGUUCUGGAGGCCUCACCCAGACCAGCUCCCUGUCUUCUUUGUAUUCCCUGCACUUUGGGGUGUGGCAGAUGCUGUAUGGCAGACACAAACCAACGCACUCUACGCCACUCUCUUCACUAAACACAAGGAGGCAGCAUUCGCCAACUAUCGCAUGUGGGAGUCUCUGGGCUUUGUGAUCGCUUUUGCAUACAGCACAUUCAUCUGCCUGUCGACCAAACUCUACAUUCUAAUAGCAGUUCUGGUACUGAGCAUGGUGACUUACUUCUGGGUCGAGUACAAUGAGUACAAGCAUCCCACAGCACAAGUGAAUGUCAUUGUCAACAUUCCACAGAAGAAGAGCCAUAAAGACAUGCCUGAGACUGUGAACAUUAUUGCUCAGACAAAUCUGUAGGCCAUAAAGCUUAAACUGGCCUCUGGGUUUUUGGAAACAUAAGAAUGACUUAAUGUUCAGAAGUCUUAGAUUUCAUUUUUACAGCACUUUGGAACUUGUUUUAUAACAAAACCGAUUUUUUUCUAGAUAUUUUUCUACUUGUGGCCUCCUUUUACCUCAUUUUGUAAAGAAUAGUGUGUGUAAUGAAAAGCGUGAAGUGUUAAUAUUGCUGUUUGUGAAACAUGAUAUAUUACCAUUUUUGUAUUUUGAUUAAAAAAUGAUCUAAAUGAAUAAAAUGCUCACUUUAUCAGUCUCA